AUGAUUCAACGAGGGCUCCGAGAGCGGCUCCGUGUGCUUCACUGCAGACGCUUUUCUCGGAAUGUGCUGGUGCAUGGUCGCCGCUGCCUGGAAGGAGUGCAGUCAGAGCUCAAGCAGCAGCUUUUGCUGCCGAACGGUGAACUCAGCUCUCAAGUGGAUCUCUGGGCUGCUGGACGUCAGGGGGUCUCAAUUGCACUUCGAGCAGCUGCUCUUUGUGAGCGGCCCUUUCUUUUGCAAUUUGCGACCGCUAAGCAACUGGAGCUCGUGGGGUUUGAGCCACGUGAUUCAAGCAGCGAGACCAAUGACGCCAGGGCAAUGUUUCACCUGACCUUCCUGCAAGCAAGAGAAGCCGAAGCCUUCAAGAAAAGACCAAAGAAGGUCUUGCCAGUGGGUCAGAAGAGCCACCCAAAUUUUAUUCCGUUGGCCAAAGCCAUUGCCACGGAACUUCGGUGGCUUCCAAGCAGAGAGAUCAUUGCUGUCGAAACCCUCCUUCUGGGAAAGGUGAAGAAUACUUACACCCGCACCUUUUCCCUGGCAAGAGCUGUAGCUCAAGCAUAUGAAUGGCAACUGGCCGAUGCUCAAAAAUGUGUGAGACUCUUUCACUGUUGGGCAUUGGAACGAACAGUGGAAGACUUGGAAGUGCACAACACUGGACAAGCAGAUUCCAAGCUCCAAGAGCCCCGCGUCCUGCAAUUGCUUUUGUUACCAGAAGGAGAGCCGCCUCCCCGGCCUGAUGGAAGUCCUGGGAUUCGGAAGCAAGAAGAGACGAAUUAG
Molecule: messenger RNA, 774 nt
Organism: Durusdinium trenchii
Lineage: Eukaryota; Dinophyceae; Suessiales; Symbiodiniaceae
Source: the annotation of a GenBank genome assembly